CAGCUCUCGCGAGACUUCGCGGGGCCGCCGCCGGUGCGUGGCGGGCGCUGGGGGCACGCGGGGUGCGGGAGCGCGGGCACCGCGCGGCUCCCUCCGCAUCGCCGCGCCGCCCCGGGGAUCUCGCGGGAUUUCCGGGGGAAGUCUCGCGCGAUUUGGUCGGGGGGCGGCCGGGAGGGCUGAGGGGGGCUUUGCCCCGCCGCCAUUUUGGUUGUUGGGUCUGUCAGUCCGUCUGUCAGUCCGCCUGUCCCCUCUGAGUCCCCUUCUCCUGCUUUGGAAUGGGGAAGGCAGCCAAAAAGAGGCCUAAGGCCUCCGCGCCCUCCCGGGGCAAGGGUUCGGCGGAGUCAGCCAUGGCCAUGGUGAGGAGCAACCCCUUCGAGGUGAAGGUCAACAGGCAGAAAUUCGACAUCCUGGGCAGGAAGACCAAGAACGACGUGGGGCUGCCCGGCGUCUCGCGCUCGAAGGCCAUCAAGAAGCGUACCCAAACAUUACUGAAAGAAUAUAAAGAAAAAGAAAAGACAAAUGUGUUUAAAGAUAAACGUUUUGGUGAAUAUAACACUAAAAUAAGUCCAGAGGAAAAGAUGAUAAGACGAUUCACUUUGGAAAGACAGCAAAAUUAUGGAAAGAAAAAUAUCUAUAACCUUAAUGAAGAUGAAGAAUUGACUCACUAUGGCCAAUCUUUGGCAGAAAUUGAAAAACUGAAUGAUAUUGUUGAUAGUGAUAGUGACACAGAAGAAAGAGGAACGUUGUCAGCUGAGUUAACCGCCGCUCACUUUGGAGGGGGUGGAGGCCUGCUUCGUAAAAAAGCAUCAAGUGGGCAGGACGAUGAAGAGGAGGAAAAACCCAAAUCUAGAAAGGAACUCAUAGAAGAGUUGAUAGCCAAAUCUAAACAAGAAAAGCAAGUGAGGCAAAGUCAGAGAGAAAGUGCAUUAGAACUCACAGAAAAGCUUGACAAUGACUGGAAGGAAAUCCAAACCCUUAUGGCUCGCAAACCACCGAAGUCAGAAAGAAAGGACAAAGAGGUAGAAAAACCCAAGCCUGAUGAAUAUGAUAUGAUUGUUCGAGAACUUGGAUUCGAGAUGAAAGCAAAACCUUCAGAAAGGAUGAAGACAGAAGAAGAAUUGGCAAAAGAGGAGCAGGCGCGACUCCAGAAGCUCGAGGCAGAUCGGCUACGUCGAAUGCGUGGAAUAGAUGAACAAGAGACUAAAAAGAAACCCAGCCACGUGUCAGCUGAUGAUCUAGCUGACGGGUUUAUCCUGGACAAAGAUGACAGACGUUUAUUGUCUUACAAGGAUGGAAAAAUCCAUAUUGAAAAUGAAGAGGAGGAGGAGGACAAAGAACAGGAGGAGGAGGAGGACGAGGAGGAGGGAGAAGAGGAAGAAGAGGAAGGGGAAGAAGAGGAAGAUGGGAAGGAGGAUAGUGAGAAUGACCAAAGUGAGGAAGAGUCUGCUGCUGAAGAUGAGGAGGAUGUUGCUGCAGACAACCACUCUGAUCUUGAAUCUGACCUUGAGAGUGAAGAAGAAGCUGCAGGAAAUAAAGAAGAGAAGAAAGACGAGACAACUGGAAAUGAGUCACAGAAUAUGGAGGGACUGGAUCCAAAAAUGGAAGCUGCCAAAGCAGAGCUUCCUUACACAUUUGCUGUUCCCGAAUCCUAUGAGAAAUUUAAGUCUUUAUUGGUUGGAAGAACAAUAGAGCAACAGCUUACUAUUCUGGAAAGGAUUCAGAAAUGCAAUCAUCCAAGCCUUGCAGUGGGAAACAAAACAAAGUUGGAAAAACUGUUGGGCUUCCUUUUCGACUAUAUUGGGGAGUUAGCAAACCUGGAUUUACCAGACCUCAAAGCAAUUGACAAGCUCAUCCUGCCAUUGUACAAUCUCUGCCAGAUGUUUCCUGAGGCAGCCAGUGGCAGUAUGAAGUUUGUCCUUCGAGACGCUGCGCAUGACAUGGAAGAAGCAAUUGAAGUCAAAGGCCGUGCAACAUUUCCAGGUUUAGACAUGCUUAUUUAUUUGAAAAUUACAUCUCUGCUGUUUCCAACAUCUGACUUCUGGCAUCCAGUUGUAACUCCUGCUUUUAUAUACAUGAGUCAGCUGCUUACUAAGUGUCGCAUCACAACGCUGCAAGAUGUUAUUAAAGGUUUAUUUAUAUGCUGUUUGUUCCUGGAAUACAUCUCUCUCUCCAGAAGAUUUGUACCAGAACUCAUCAAUUUUCUUGUUGGAGUACUUCACAUAUCACUCCCCAGAAAGCAAGCCCAGGGCUAUACUGUAGUGCAUCCGUUCACACCACUGGGAAAAAAUUUAGAACUGCUUUUGGUGUGUGAUAAGAAGGAUUUGGAAAGCUGGCAGAAGCAAAAUUUGCCAUUGAGUAUUGUGACUAGAUUAAAGGAAGCCAGCAGAACAGAAGUGAAUCAUAUCAGGUUAUCGUGUCUAGCCCUGUGUUUUGAUCUCAUUAGAAGAUGUGCAGUUCUGUAUGAGUCUAUACCAUCAUUGCAUGAAAUAAUGCAUCCUGUCAAAAUACUUCUUACACAACAUGUGCCAGUGAAUGAAUAUCCUGAAAAAAUGCAGGAAUGGUAUCACGGUGCUCUGAAAGAGCUAGAGAGCAAAGUAAAGCUCUAUACUCCACUGAUCUGUGAGAAAAAGAAGCCAGUGCCAUUGAAACAGUAUACGCCUAAGAUUGUGAAAGUUUUAGAGUUUGGAAGAAAGCAGGGAUGCACCAAGAAGGAGCAAGAAAGAAAGCGGUUGAUUCACAAGCAUAAACGUGAAUUUAAGGGAGCUGUUCGUGAGAUUCGGAAGGAUAACCAGUUUCUGGCUAGAAUGCAACUUUCAGAAAUCAUGGAGAGAGAUUCAGCCAGAAAGAGAAAAGUGAAAGAGCUUCUUAGUAGCCUUGCUACACAGGAGGGUGAAUGGAAAGCAAUGAAAAGGAAAAAAAUGAAGAAUUAAUUUGGACUAUCUAUGGACAGAAAGUUUGUUUUUACUGACGUAUAAAAUAACCCAAUUCUAUGGCUUUUGCACAGAUUUUAAUUGCAUUUAUUGGAUGUAUUCCUUUCAAGGAAAACAACAUCAUCAGAUCUGUCUGAAAAAGUGAACCUGCUUAUUGGAUAAAUCCACAGGUUUUCGUAAGAAAAAAAUAAAAUAACAUUUUUGUAUGUGGUAUGCUUCUGUUUAUUUUAGCAACAGAAUAUUUGGGUAAGUAAUUAGAAUUCUCAAGAGUGUGUAAGCAAGCUUUAGACUAUUUUGAAAAACAAAAAAAAAAAAAGGAAAGCAAAACUCCUUUGGUAUUUCUUUAAUAUCAUAAUAACUGCCAGCAGCUCACAUAAUGGUAGUAUACUUGUAACUUCAGCAGAAACAUUUUAAUUAGUCUGUAGCAUUGGGAUAUUCUAAUGCUUGGGUUUGGUGGACUAAUGGUGUUGGUUUCAAGCAGAAGUCCUUUGUUGAAGUUGUACAUUCAUUUUUGUCUUCAGUAAUUUUGGGAUCACGGUUAGCUCUGAAAUUCUGAAUAAUCUAGGUCAGUUCACUGUUUCAGCAUAAACAUAACAAUCUGAUUUAAGAUGACAGUCGCAUCUUUAAUUCUUUUCCACUUAUUUUAUCACAUAUGUGCAAUUACUGAGAACUGCCCAGCACGACUGUGGUAAACAUCUGCUCCUUGGGUAGAGCCAAUAAAUACAUCUAAUGCUUUUUUUUUUUUUUAAUAAUACUAUAUUUGUGAGUAAGCAUUAAAUAACUGAUGUUGUUUUUUCAGUUCAAAGUGCUGGUCUAAACUAGGUUAUGAUUGAGGCAUCUGUUGUUAUACGUUUGAUAAACUCAGUGACAUUUUUUAUGCAAUGAAGAAAAUUACAAUAUUUUCUUUCAAAACUUACAAAAAUGAAACCCCAUUUCACAGUAAUGUUCCAGUUUCAGUGUAAAGAACAAACUAUGAAGAAAAUCAUAGAACGAAUGAAAAAAUUGGCCAAGGUUCUUUGCAAACAAACAAAACCAAAAAUAUCCUUCCAUUUUCAAAUACUCUUCUUAGACCUGAUCUCCUAUGUUUUGGCCCAUGCAUAACUCAGAAAUGGCCUACUGUUCAUGAAGAAAGACAUAAACACUGGCAGUAAAUCUGAUUUAACAGAUAGGACUGGUUGUUUCAGACUGGCUUAAAACAUGAUGUUUGUGGUGGUUUUUUGUUUUUUGUUUUUUCAAAUGAGACUUGGAAGGAAGACUAAAACUAGGAUGGGAGGAGUUGAAACACUCCAGCUUUGCAUUUAAACUAAUGACAAAGCUCUCUUUGAAAGACAAGACUUGUCAAAGGUUUACCUAUGGAUGUUUCUUAAAAAGAAAAAGGCACUUUAUUUGAAGAAAAUAGCUUCCAGUGAAUCCCAGUGCAGCUGUAACAAGGUAAUUAAUAUGUGAAUAUCAUCAGAUUUUUUGGCUUACAAAACCAGUUGUAUUAAGUGUUAAAACAGCCUGAAUACUAAGUACCAGUGGGGGAGAUAGUCAUGUCACAUAAAAGUAACAUUUCUAUGUUUGAAAUCCAUUCACUCUUCUGAAAACAAAAUAUAUUUUCAGUUAGCCUUUCCAACAUCAGUAAAGCUAAACUUCAAAGAGAUCUCAGAAGAUUAGUGUGCCUCCUGUUUUAUUUCCAUUUGGCACAGUAUGGAGCUUUUCUUUCCUCCUUUGCAAAAAAAAUAAUAAAAAAGUAGAUUAACUUUAUCUUUAAAAACAAAACUUCUUGGCUCAAGCCAAGAACUUAAGACUGAAACAAUGAGAAAGGAACUAACUUCUUAUUUCAUACUAUAAAUCAGCAUUUUCAGUCCGCAGUUUUAGUUCUAGUAUAUUUGUCCUUUGCACAAAUAAACUGACAAAAAAGUA
Molecule: messenger RNA, 4835 nt
Organism: Anas platyrhynchos (mallard)
Lineage: Eukaryota; Metazoa; Chordata; Aves; Anseriformes; Anatidae
Gene: NOP14
Product: NOP14 nucleolar protein
Biological process (GO): maturation of SSU-rRNA
Cellular component (GO): Noc4p-Nop14p complex; small-subunit processome; nucleolus
Source: RefSeq, a predicted model, not a curated record